Camellia sinensis is the source of this 1141-nucleotide messenger RNA. RefSeq names its product putative xyloglucan endotransglucosylase/hydrolase protein 26. The record is from RefSeq and is a predicted model, not a curated record. Gene Ontology annotation, molecular function: hydrolase activity, hydrolyzing O-glycosyl compounds; xyloglucan:xyloglucosyl transferase activity. NCBI's taxonomy places the organism in Eukaryota, Viridiplantae, Streptophyta, Magnoliopsida, Ericales, Theaceae. Gene Ontology annotation, cellular component: apoplast; cell wall. Gene Ontology annotation, biological process: cell wall biogenesis; xyloglucan metabolic process.
UUACAGGCUAUAAAACACAUUGCGAACCUGUAGGAAAAGCAUCCACAAUUUCAUCUUCAUAGGAGAGAAUUCUCCAUUGGGGUUAAAAUGGCAAGUUCACAAGCUCUUUUCAUCGCUUUGUUCAUCUCUGCGAUUGCAUUUUAUUCGGGAUCUGUAGAUGCCAACUUUCCCAAAAGCAUGUAUUUCAACUGGGGUGCUUACCAUUCUUGGAUGAAUGGGGACAAUCUUCAGCUCGUGUUGGAUCAAACUUCAGGUUCCGGCAUUCAAUCAAAGAGACAAUUUCUAUUUGGAAGCAUUGAAAUGCUUAUCAAAUUGGUCCCUGGAAAUUCUGCUGGAACUGUCACAGCCUAUUAUAUGUCCUCCACUGGGAACUGGCACGACGAGAUAGAUUUUGAAUUCUUGGGUAACGUUUCAGGACAACCUUACAUUAUCCACACAAAUAUCUUCACACAAGGAAUAGGAAACAGAGAACAGCAAUUCUACCCCUGGUUUGACCCAACUGCUGAUUUCCACAACUACACCAUUCAUUGGAACCCGACAGAAGUUGUGUGGUACGUCAAUAGCCUGCCUAUUCGUGUAUUCAGAAACUACGAGAAUGAGGGGAUUCCCUACCCAAACAAACAAGGGAUGAGGGUGUACUCCAGCUUAUGGAAUGCUGAUAACUGGGCAACAAGAGGUGGCCUUGUUAAGAUUGACUGGAGCUGGGCACCGUUCAUAGCUAGAUACAACCGGUUUAGGGCAAGGGCUUGCAAGUGGAAUGGGCCGGUUAGCAUUAGUCAAUGCACCUCCCAAACCACUGCCAACUGGUGGACAUCACCUGCAUACAGCCAAUUGAGCGAUGCUAAGCAGGGUCAGAUGAAGUGGGUCAAAGAUAACUACAUGAUAUAUGACUACUGCGAAGAUACUAAGCGAUUCGACGGACAGAUGCCACCUGAAUGCUUUAAACCGCAAUACUAACAAGCAUCAACAGUCACACGGAUGAGUUCAACAAUUCUGAAGCUCCUAUACACUAUUGUAUGUCAAGAUUACAAUUGAAAAUAAGUUCUUUAAUGUGUUUUUGGUUUCAAUCAUUUUUCAUCUUUUUAUUUUUUUUUUUAUUUUGUUUAUUUGUUUCACCUGUUUUUAAGAUUAUAAAACAUGU